Molecule: messenger RNA, 372 nt
Organism: Hydatigera taeniaeformis
Lineage: Eukaryota; Metazoa; Platyhelminthes; Cestoda; Cyclophyllidea; Taeniidae
Source: the annotation of a GenBank genome assembly
AUGGGUAACGGGAUGCUGACACACAAGAAGCCCUCUUGCCUCAUCCAAGAUGGCGGGGAAGAGGGACAGCGUUUGUCCCAUUCAUUACGUAGCCUCCUUCUCACCAAUCGGAUGUCUACAGCAUGUGCUGGCCUCUUUCACGUCGUCUGCCUUUUGCGGCUGCUCUCCACUAUUUUGAAUGUGCCCUUGAGGUAUCCCAUGGAGGAGGCUUCUUCAAAUCCAAAUGAUGCAUUUCGGCCAAGGAUUUUGGAUCCGUUCGUGGGUGAUCAAUUUGAGGGCAGGUUAGUUCGCCUUACGACUCUUCUAGCUCUUUGCAUUCAACGAAACCACGAGGGUGCCUUCCUCCAGAAGAUAAUUGUGGUAAUCAAAUGA